AUGCUUGCAAUGCAUCAACACAAUCAGUCCUCCACCACACCCAAAUCAGCCUCCUCAAUAAAUCCGGAUCCUCUAGCAGCACUUCAACAACGGCCUUUCAGCUGGUACCUCCAUCGAACCACGGCUCCUUCUUCACCUGCCUCUUCAACUGUUAAUCUCUUCCUUGACGACAAUGACUCAAUGAACGCUGAAGGAUCUGAUAGUGGUAGAAGUACUGGUAGAGACAAUGGAGAUGAUGCAGGAAGACAGAAAUCAGCUUCUGAGUCUGGUUCCCAUCCACCUAUUCUCCCAGCUGGUUUCAGAAACUUCACUCGAUAUCUCGAUUCGAAGUUUGGUCCAGAUACAACGGACGAACAACGAAGUAAACGACAUCACCACCAUCAACGAAGACAUCGGCGUGAAGUAAUGGAGGGUAGUUCCCACACUACAACUGCAUCCGAUUCAUCUCGAGGUCGUAAUGUUACCGAGGUGAGACCGAAGAUUUCAAUCACCCACUGUGCAAGUGACGGCGACUUCUCUGAGUCUUCAUCUCGUCAGCCAGGUGUUAAUUCAAACGGUUCGGCAUCCUCGCUAAAAGUGGAUGAAAGCGAAUUGGCACAUCGACUGGCAGCAACUUGGUGUGCUCCUUACUGGUGUCCCCCACCUUUACCUCCGAGUGCAGCAUGGUACCACCAGGUAGCCCCUCAUGUGCCUCCUCUUCCACCUCCACCGCCACCACCUCGCUAUUAUGCCCCACCACCACCACAGAACACGGCUGCAGCUUGCUGGUUUAGAGCAGCUGCUAAUCACUUUGCCACCGCAGCAGCUAUCUUUGCAGCAGACAAUGCGGCCGCUGCUUCUGCUAUGGCAGCGGCUCCAGUUCCUCAGUCCCACAGUAAUAGGAAAGGGCACCCAACACUGUCUCCACGAAACCCUUCACUGAAUUCUUCCUCUUCUGUAAAUCAACUUCAAUCUAGACAAUACGUUCCAGGUAGAGUUAACGAAGCCGAAGAAGAGGACGAAGAUGACUUUUUCGUUGUCUCCGAUGAAGAGGAUCAACAACAGCCACGUCGAAGGCGUCAACGACGUUUGCCAGCUGUGGAGCCCCUUCAAAGGCAGCUUUGGGGAAGCCGUGGAAGUGAUACUGAAUCUCCUGGUGGAGGUAGUGGAAAACAAGCAGCAAACGACGUUGAAUGCGGUCUGGAUAUGCUUCCUCAAGAUCCUGCUCUAAUACUGCCCGAUCAAGUCGACUUUUACGCCCAAAUUAAGGACCUUCUGGAAUUGGACAGCAACAUCUCUCUGCCCCUUCCAGCUGGAUGGGCCGUAGGGGUCUCAUCUUCCGGUCGACGUUUCUAUGUCUCUUGUCCGAGUGGAGAUACAGUGAGCUCCAGAAAUCGAACUCGAACCACUACUUGGCAACACCCUGUCAUUGCACCCCGGAUACCCCUUGGUUGGGAACGUGUGGAAAUGAGACGAGGAAACUGUGUCUACUAUCGACAUCUACUCAUACCUCACACCCAACGCCAUCAUCCCGACCUCUGGUUUCCGACAAGUAUGAAGAAUGUCGAAUUUGAGCACCAAAGUUGGUUCUUCGACUUGCGUAAACUCCAAGAAUCGGUUUCAAAUUUUGACAAAGGAAAUUCUCAAUUUAUUGAAUCAUAUGUAGAUACCAAUGAACUCAGUGAAGAGGCCCGAUUUGCUGAACUCCUAAAACGAUACGGUGUUGGCGAAUUGGAGAAUCUCUUGAAGCACCUUGACUGCAGAUUCUUCCGUGACCUUCAUCGAAUGGUUGUGGCUUUUGAGGUUGCUCGAAUCCGGAUAGUUCGGGAGCUCUUCGUGCAACAUAUUCAACGGACUAAUGCCAAUGUAGUAGAAGUCGCAAACUCCCAUGCAAAUCCUGAAUCCUCUCAAUCAGCUUGA
This is a messenger RNA of Rodentolepis nana, 1899 nucleotides long. The record is from the annotation of a GenBank genome assembly. Lineage: Eukaryota; Metazoa; Platyhelminthes; Cestoda; Cyclophyllidea; Hymenolepididae.